CUCAAUUUUAUAUAAACUUCAUGUGUGCUUUAUCGUCAACGGUCGGAUUAUAAUACUGUAAGUACACCAUAAGAUGUCAGACCGUCCAAACUCAAGUAUGUCAAUGCUUGAAAAGAAUCUCAGUGGGUAUAACCUUCCCGCCGAUUCUUUGUUCGAGAUACAAGCUCUACUUAUGCGAAGGUCCCAGGCAAGAUUUUCUGAGGGUUUGAGUCCAGAAGGCAAACAGGCAAUGCAACAAGCUUUAGAAGAAAUGAACAGCAGAAAUGACGAAAAUGACAAAGUUGUAAUUGAUAACUCUAAAGGUAAACACGUAAGAAUCACAACCGUAAAACAGGAACAUUCAUCUAUAAGAAGGCAACGGGAAAGUGGCGAGAAGGAGCUAAGAAGGAGCACAAGUUUUACAGAAACAUUUGAGAAGAGUAGCAUGGGAAGACUCGAAGGUGACAUUACGGAUACGAGUCAAAGCCGUGCUAAUGUAAAGAAGAUGGCUAUUGGCGGUAAGAUUGAAACAGCCAUGGAGACAAUUGAGAUAGUUAAACACGGCGAGGCGGAGAAAGAUACACAAGAUAUGUCCACUGUCAAUUCGGUGGAAAAGUGUUUAGUUUGGAUGGAAGUGAAUGGUGUAAAAACUUCCAUGGGUUAAGAAACACACACUGUUUAAAGUGCAUAAAGAGUAAAAAAUGAUUAAAUGGCAAUAUAUAAAGUACUUAUGUUUCCUUUCCAAAACGGAUGCCAAAUAUUGAUGGCAUCAUGUUAUAAAACGGUUAUUUUCAUAUAACUUGCCACCUCGGACAGUAAUAAUAUUUAGUCCAUAUGAUAGCAUAUUCACAUAUAAUAAACAUUGAAUUGUAUA
This is a messenger RNA of Mya arenaria, 853 nucleotides long. RefSeq lists its product as uncharacterized. Lineage: Eukaryota; Metazoa; Mollusca; Bivalvia; Myida; Myidae. The coding region runs from base 74 to 643 and encodes 189 amino acids. The record is from RefSeq and is a predicted model, not a curated record. The transcript has 2 exons.